AUGGCGCUGGGCCAGGAUGCCCUGUCCGGGAGGGACGAACAGGUCGCAGCUCUGAGAGCCUUUCUAAGUGAGCGCUUCGACAGCGGUACUGGUGGGGCUGCCUACCUCAGCGGACUACCAGGAACGGGCAAAACAUUGACCGUCCACACAGCGCUGAGCAACCUGAGUAACUAUCCCUGCGCCCACAAGCAGCCGCCAGCUGUGGUGUCCAUCAACUGCAUGACUCUCCCAGAUGCGAAGAGUGUCUACCGGGCCAUGCUCCAGGGCCUCCACGACCAUUGCAGGGGAUCGGCCACCGAGGGGACAGGUGCCUCAGGAAGCUGCCGGAUUGUGUAUCCUCAGUUGGAGGUGGACCGUCCUUUGUCACCAUCUACGUGCCUUGGGGACAACGUCGACAGCCAGGCUGCCUUUGAGAAGUUAAUCUCGGAAGCACCCAGGGGGAGGAAAAGAAAACGGGGUGGCGGCUCAAGGUCCUUGGAAAACAGGGGUAUGCUUGUUGUGUUGCUGGACGAGAUGGACGGGCUACUAACUACGGACAAGACUGUCCUGUACAACCUCUUCCACCUUGCCAGCACCAGUCCCCGCCUCGUCCUCAUCGGCGCUGCCAACUCCAUCGACCUCACCGAGCGUGUGAUCCCCGAGCUCGAUGCACGGGGUUGCAAGCCCACCCUGGUCCUGUUCCCCUCAUAUCGCUCAAGCGACAUCCUUGGGGUCCUGAGGCAGAGGCUGGCCAGCUGCCCUUGCCAUCCCUUCCAGAGUACAGCUCUGGAGGUGUGCGCCAGGAAGGUGGCUGCCAGGUCAGGGGACAUGCGGCAGGCGCUGCACGCAUGCAGAGCCUCACUCAACAGCGCUGUGGAAGAUGGAGGCACCUGCCAGCCCAUCGGUGUGAAGGAAAUCCUGAGGGCCCUGCAGCCCAUGGAAGACCUGAGGGGCUCAACUGCGACACUGGAGUGUGUCAGGAAGCUCCCUUGCAGCCAGCAGGUUCUGCUGUAUGCCGUGUGGGAGCUAUGCGACUCUGCCUUCCCCUCAACACCCCUAUCCCUGCGGACCCCUGGCAGCAUCCAGUCACCCUGCUCCACUCCGUGCUCUCGUAUGAAGGGCACACUGCAUACACCACGUGCACUCCGCACAACCCGUACACCUCGCACGCCCUGUACGCCCCACACACCCCAUACGCCUGUGACUCCAUCCAACAAGAGCGAUACAGCCCUGGCAACGGUGUACGAAAGAUUUUCAAGCCUGUGCUCCAGCCUGCAGCUGGAGUGCGGGUCAAUGCAGGAAGCCAAGCAGAUGCUGGGCUGCUUGUCAGAUGCCGCCCUGCUGGACAUGGACUGCAAGGGCAAGCGGGGGAGGAACGCCAAAGUCCGGCUGCGGGUCACCCGUAGGGAGAUCGAGGGGGCCUUCAAAGACCAUGCACUGCUCAAAUACAUUGUGAGCUCAUCGUGA
Molecule: messenger RNA, 1446 nt
Organism: Ostreobium quekettii
Lineage: Eukaryota; Viridiplantae; Chlorophyta; Ulvophyceae; Bryopsidales; Ostreobiaceae
Source: the annotation of a GenBank genome assembly